AUGGGCGACUUUUCCAGCGCGAACGCUACAGGGGGAGGCCUCGGCCUCCAGGGCGCUCUCAUUGGUCUUCUAGGCGUCGCUCUCUACGCUGGAAGAUGGUGGAUGAACAGCUGGAUCGCGGAGGCGAGACGUACGAAGGAACGCAUGGAGCCGAUGUGGCUUCACGACAAGGAACUGAGUAUUCCAGACGUUCAGGAGGAAUCCGAGGCCCGGGCUCGCAGCGCCUUGCUUCACUCGAUCGACUACACUCUCCUGAUUCACUUGGUUGGAGCCUCGACAUUCGUGCCUUCAUCCACAGCGUCUGUUCCCGCGGCGAGUGGCCUUAAUGGAGGAAGGUGCGUGUACGCCGGCGAGAUCCUCGUUGAGUUUUGCCUAAAGCCUUCAGCCGCCUCUCUCGCUCUUGCCAAAGGCAUCUUCCUGAAUUUCUCUGGAGGCGUCAUCCAGGGCCUCUGGAUCAACGGGAAACACGUCGGUGGCGACGGCGCUCCCUUGCAUGCUGCAGGUUUCCUCUCCUUCCGACUCCCCGAGCCGAUCCACUGGCGCCGCCACCGUCUUCAUAUCCCUGGAGCUUGGCUUCUCGCGAGGGAAACGAACAAAGUGUUUGUCUCGUUCGUCAACUGCUUUGAUCAGGCAGGAGCAGGCAUGCAGAGAGUGACCGACCCGCGCGACAACGAGGAGUAUCUUUUAGCAGACUGCAGGCUCUACGAGGCGCACAGAAUUUUUCCCUGCUUUGACCAAGCAGAUCUCCAGGGCACCUUCAGCCUCACUGUGACAGCGCCGCCCUCCUGCUCGGUCGUCGCCAAUACUCAAGUCGCGCAUGUGUAUCGCGACACGGUGGACUACACGCUCAAGACGCGGAAAGAAGAAAACCUGGAUGUCGAUGAGUCGCUUCCUCCCUCCUUUCUCGAUGACGUUCCGAGGGGCGCCUGCCGCGUCUGGGCCUUCAAACGGAGUGGAGCGAUGAGUCCGUCACGCUUCUUCCUCGCCGUGGGGCCCUUUCAAGUUUUCCGCGCGUUUCUUCCGACCUUCUCCUUCUUCCCCUCUGCGGCUUCUGCUGAGCUGCGGCGGCGGCGCAGCCGCCUCGGGUUGAGGCGUCAAGCAGGCGGCGCAGACACGCAUUCCCCCUCGGCCGCAGAGUCGCUUCAGUACACCGACCUGUGGCAUUCCUCUCCCGGCGAGUCCCUCACGACAGAAGAAUCAGAUGAGGCUUCCAGCGAAGAAGGGGAACAUGGAGACCGCCUCGUUCCUCUCGCGUUUUAUCUCCGCGCCUCCAGGCGAUUUGCUAGCGAAGACUGGGAGAUGUUGCUCUCGCUGCUGACAGACGCCUUCACGCACUUUGAGCAGUUUUUCCAGAUCCCCUUCGGCGGCCACAAACUCGAUGUGCUCUUCCUGCCCCACGACCUCUCGCCUCUGAGCUACGCGACCAACGGCGCGCUCCUGCUGCGCGAUUCGCUCCUGGAGUGUCUGUUCCUGCCUCCGGCGCCGUCGCGGCUGCUGGAGGCCGCUGAGGCAGACGAUAUCCUCUCCGCUGUGCACACGCUUUACCGCGUCGUCUGCGGCCUGUGGACUGGCACGAAUCCCUGCGCGUGUGCCUUGGACGCCUCGACGUCCCUCUGCCUCUGCUUGCCGCGUCGCCACGGUAGCGAGGCGCUGAGGCGCGGCGCGAGGCGGGAAGACGAGACCGGCGGGGAAGCGGAGAGCCACGCAGACGAAGCGACCUCGCGGGGCGACCCGCACACCUGGUGGAGCGAUGCCUGGAUUCCCGACGCGAUCGCAAUUUACCUCGCGGCCGAGGCCCUUGGGUACUCGCACAGAGACGCGUUUCUCCGCCUUCUGCUUGAGCACGUCGCGUCUCGGCGUUUUCUCUCUGCGUGGCUCCGCCCGCUGCCGUUCGCAUCGCCGAUGGAGGCGGCCUCUGCCUCUUUGUCGCGCCCUCCGUCGUCUGUGUUCUUCGCGUCUGACGGCGCGUUUUCCAUGCGGCGUCUCUGCAUCUCGUCGCCCUUCCAGGCUGCGCCGCUUCUCGCUGGGCCCCUGGGGCCCGCGCUCGCUGCCGGCGGCGCCCUGCUGUCCCCAAGUCGCCCAGACGCGCUACUUCGCUCCGUGUCUUCCAAGGCGCCUCUCGGCGCGGAGGAGGGCGAGGAGGCGGCGCUGCGGCGGAGCCGCGAAGACCGGCUGUGGGCGCGCAGUCCGCCACCCUCGUUCUUCGCCGUCCUGAAGGCUGCUGCCGCGCUCGCCGUCACCUCCGCGGCCUCUGUCUCCCCUCGUCGGCGAGUCGGGAGGGGGGACGGCUGCGGCGCUGGCGGCCAGCGCGCGCCCGACGAGGACCAACUCGAGGCUGCGUGCGGAGUCGCGCGAGCGAAAGGAGAUUCGCAGAGCCGCGUGCUGAAGUCCAUCAGCACGACUGCGGUGCUGCAGCUGCAGCGCGAGGGCACCAAGCACAUGCAGGACAGGCUCGCAGGCGCCGCCCUGUGGCGCCAGAGGGACAGGCCCAAGCGCGGCGGGGGGCAGCAGGGCCCGCGCGCAGGCGGAGCGGAGAGUCCGAGUGAAGGCCGCAUCGCGCCGCCGCCAGUGUCUCUUCCCGACUCUGAUGGAAGUGGAAGGUACAGCCAGGAGGUAGAGCCGAAGGGCGCUCGCGGGGACCGCUCCCAAGCAGCGGGAGACAACGACAGUGAGGGCGGAGAGGCCGCCGACGCGGAGCGCGCAAGUCACGAAGAAGACAGAGAGGACGCUCGCCUUCUGGAAGACGCGCUCAUCUGGCACUGGUUCCACGCGCACAUCAAGCAGUGGGCGUACACCGCAGACUCGAAGCCGACAACGCAUCCGCUCUGCUUCGCCCUCGAGUCCACGGACGCGUCGUCGCUGGUCAUCCCCGCCAUCGCGUUUGGCAAAGGCGCUGCGCUUCUCAGGCAGUGCCGGUGCUCCGUCGGAAGUGAGCACUUCGCUGAGAGCCUGCGUCGCUACGUUCGCCUGCAGCACAGGUUUGCCCCGUCUGCUCUGGUGCUGCUUCGGCGAUGUCUGUACCUUUCGCCUUCUCCCGACGCGUCUGGCGGCCGCUCCGCGAUGCCUGGCGCCUCGAGUGUCUCGCCUUCUUCGUCUUCUUCCUCCUCUGCUCCGCGGUCGGGUCUCUCUUGGCAACCGCGGGCCUCCGGGGCGGGGGCACGCGACCCAGGAACGGGGAGGACGCGAGGCAGCAGCGCAGGGGCGGGCUUCAUGGAAGGAGCUGGCGCGGCGCGGACGCGAGGCGGGACACCGGCAGAGCUUGCCGCGGGAGGCUGCGAGAGAGGCUGCGAGGGAGGCGACAAGGGCGGCAGAGGCGCGAGGCAUGAAGGACGGUUGAGAGACGACGCUGCGGAGACGCAUGCGGGCCUGUCUAGCUGCGCGACGCACAGCGCGCGCCUGGGGGAAGAAGAGAGGAUGGCGAGGCGGUUGCACAGACGGCAGCAGCGGAAUGCGAACAUCGUCUCCCGCGCGGCUUCGCAGCCCGCGAGGAAGCAACUCAGCUGGUAUUCGCUGAAGACGCUGUGCCCCUCUGAGUCUGAAGAAGAAGAUACAGCCAGCGACUCAGAUCGCUCUUCGCUCUCUUCGCGCUCGGCGGCGCUCGGCGAAGGGGACAGCGAGCAGGGCACUCCGGCGCUGCAGACGGGCAAGGAGGGAGCAGAACGAGACAGCGACUCUGGCGCGCGAGAAGAGAAGAAGGAGAAGACGCUGCCGCCGCGGGCCGUCCUCUUAGGGAAGUGGUGGGCGCAGAGCGGAGUCAAGGUCCUGAGGCCGGUGUGGAUCUGCUCAAGAACGCUGUCCUCGUCGCGGCUGGCUCCAGGGCGCGGCGCGCCUUUGAACCCUUCCCCUCCGGGGCCACGGCCCCUGCGUCUUUCGCGUGGCGACUCGCUCGCGUCUUCAGCCUCGUCUGCGGCACUCUCUUCUCUGGGCUCGCGCGGCGACGCGCGGGGCGGGCCGUUGACACGCGCGGAGUUCGUCGCCCUGGGUCCUUCGUCGGUCUCUUCGCUCUCGAUCUCUUCCUUCCAUCUGCUGCAGUUCGAUGCGGCCUUUCCGCGCCUCCCGGGCAGCUCGGCGGCGCUCGCCGCGAGAGGUGCCGACCCCAGCAACGCGCCCGCUCUCCCUGUGCAAAGAGUCGCCCUCGACUGCUUCUUCAGCAGUCAAGAUCCGCACUUUGUGGCCUCGAGAAGAAAAGAGAAGGCGGAGGAGCCCGACGUGGAAGUUCAGAGGAUCUGGGUUAGCGUGACUGAGAAGAUGACAGCGAUUCGUGAGCUGCUUCACACGCCGUCGCCCCGCGCCGUGCUUUGCAACCCGACAGACGAACUCUAUCUUCUUCCGUACCUCGACGACGCCUCGCAGGCAUUUCUGCUUCCUUCUCUCCCCUCUCUCUCGGCGAGCUCCAUGCAUCGCCUCCUGAUCGCCGCUGCCCUCUGGACUCGCGUGAAGGAGGCGCGGCUCCCCGCAGACGUUUUUCUUCAACAUGUGCUUCACGCGAUGGAGCACGAGAGAGAAGUCGCGCUUCUCGCAUGUGUGUUUAACUUCUUGUACGCCGCUCUGCUGAACUUCAUUCCAGAGCCUCUGUUUUUUUCUGUUGCGGCCAGCGUGAGUCACACUGCGCUUCUUCGUGCAGCCGGAGGCGCUCGCGUAAUCGCUCCACUAUCUCGGUCUUCCUCUUCUUCUCUAGAGUCUCCCGUCGCUUCGCCUUCGCCGUCUUCUUUCGAGUCGCUUUCGUCCGCUGCUUUCGUCUCGGCGGCCUCGCUGAGCGGCGCCUCCGCAGACGAGGGCCUUCCCUUCUGCGUAAGGGCCUUCUGGAUGGACGUCGCGGUGCGGACAGCCUUCACGCCCUGCGCGGUGCUUCGUCUGCUGCAUCUUCUACACCUCCAGGACUUCCUGCUUCAGCGGGUUUCGCUCCCUUCCUCGCCCGCGAAAGCGGCGCGGCUGAAGGCGCCUGCGCCGAGCUCCUCAGAGGGAAACAAACGCAGCAGAGGUGCGAGCUGCGUGAGCUGCGCUCAAGAGCCCGCCGCCUUGUGCCUCACAGAAAACCCCUCACGGCAAGCAGAGACGGGAGAUGAGCAGAGGAUGCACGCGGGCUUCGAUAUGGAACUGUCUCGGCCGCCAGACAUGGCGUGGGCAGGACUACACGCGGGUAGCAGGCGCCGAAACAGCGAAGCCGAAGACGGGCUGGCCAGCUCGCUGUCGCACCUCUCGGGCGGACGUACAGCUGGGGCAGAGCACAAGGCCUGCGAAGGCGAAGUCCUGACAGCGGAACUCCCCACGCUGGUCAUAGGCGCGAUUUCGGCGAGCCACGGAGCGAAGCGAGACGGCCUCUCGCGGCCGCAGCAGCUGUGCCCGGUUUCAGCCGAAGACGACAGUUUCCCUUGGGCUUCGCCUUCGAGGCGCGCCGCGCGAGUCUCGUCGCACAGCCUUUCGCGGCAGCCUCCCUUCCCACUGCUGCCCUGCUGCGGAGUUCUGCGAAGCCACACGUGCGACGCCUGCCUCGCCUGGGCUGCGGAGAAAAGGAACACGCUUUUCCAGCAGAUGCCAAGCGCGUCCUUGCCGCCUCAGAGGCGGUGUUCAGUCGGGAGCUGUGAGACAUUGCACUCAGGAACAGAGUGCGUCGCGGACGCGAAAGCCAGACGGCACAGCGCCGGCGAAAGCGGCGAGCGCGUGUCGCGGCACGAGCUGCUGAGGCGGCCUGGGGAAGGGGAGACUGUGCCUCGGGGAAUCUCGCAGGCGGCAACGAGAGGGCGCAGCCAGAUAUUACACCAGAGGCCAGGAGCGAGGCACAUCACAAACAUAGGAGAAGGACAACGUGAUAAUGUUCACUGCUCAGAGGGAGCUGAAACAUCUGCAAAUGUGUCUAGCUCCAUACGCGACAGAAAGGAAGUGCCGCGGUCUCCCGAGGGAGGCAGCAGCAGAUCUGUCUCCCUGUCGCUCCCGCCCCCGUUCCCGUCGUCUGCGAAGCGGAAGUCCGAUAUUUCCGUCGCAAUCUGUACCGCCGAUUUCUCCAGAGAGCUGGCGACGCCCAACGCGGCGCAGCCGCCACACUCGUGCGGGCACUGGUGCUCGGGGUGUGGAGUUUUUUGUCCUCUAAUGGAAUCUCCCGCGUCUCCCGGGAAAAGCUCGCCAGGUGUCCAUACACCUCCGAUCUUGACGCGGGCGACUAGCGCGCCUUCGGGGACUUCUCUGGAGUCGCCGAUGGAGGACUUGGAGGCACUAGAGCACGAAGUCUCGCGGCGGGCGUCUAGUGGAGGGGGCGUGCUGGAGUGCAUCGAAGAGGACGCGCCUGCACAGGAAGGGGAUCGGCCUCAGCUCAACGCGCACCGCCGAAAUCCUCACGCGCCUGCGCAGCAGAUAUCUGAGGCGCGAAAGUCGCUGCGCCAGAGAGAGGGAGAUGGCUUUCCGCACGAACCUGUAAGGGGUGAGGGGGUGACCUCUUCUAGAGAGCCAAGGGCGGGCGAGAGGGUGCUGUUUCCUGGCGUACACACACCAGUCCUAGACGCUACCGUUGGCAGCAGGCUGUGGAGCGGAGUGGAAGGCAGCCGUAGUCGUUGCAGCUCGGAUUCGAUCCAGGUGCAGCACUCCAAGCUCCUCGUCGGCAUGCAGUUCGUCCGUAUUGUUAGGGAAUCAGAGGGGACAGCUUGCCCCCGGGUCCUCCAGGUACCCCACAUUCCGCAGGGGGCCGCCCAGUUUCCACCGUUUCUCACGCAGAUGCAGCGCUGGCUGAUUUUGGAGCGCUUGUUCGCCUGUCGAGACACAGACUUAGCGGCAGUUGCGCCGCCACUGAACCUAGGUAGUCAGCCAGUUCUGCCUCACCACGCGAACGGAUUGCCCGUCCCCUACGCCACGCGUGAGGAGUCUGCACACGAAAACGCGCCCUUUCCCACGCCGCGCUCUGGCUGGACUCUCGAGUCGCUUCCAGGCUCCGCAUGGAACGGAGCUCAGGAGCUAGUAGACCGCAGCGACGAAGCGAAGCGGGCGCGAAUCGCUGCAGGCGCGCGCAUAUGGUCUGACGCGAAGCGUCAUUUGCUGCGGCGCGAACUAGCCCACGACCCCGACGUGAUUCGACGCGCCGCUGGCGCGGCUCGCUGUCAUGCGGCGGCUCCUUCAGACGCGUGCAAAGACGCGCACUUUUGUCACUUUAUCAACCCUCCCGCGCAGUCGUCCUCCGUCGCGGCCGCCGCGGCCGCCGCGCUGGCGGCGUUCCAGCAGCGGGCCCCCGGGCACCGCGAGUUGCUGGCAGAGUUCGAAGAGCGCUUCUUUGAGUGCAUCUUCGACGUGUACCUGCAGCUGCCGCGGCCCGUGGCGCACGCCGUGUGGACGCAUCUCUUUCCAUUUCACCACCCAACGCAGCGAACCGUGCAGCGGACGCACCACCUCCUUCUCAAGGUGCGCCAAGAACUCAGGAAGCGCACGCAGUCUCACGGCGCGGAGGCGGGAUCCUCCGCCGCAGCGCAGAGAGCCGACAACAGAACAGCCGAAAAAAAUCAACGCGCAGCUGCAGCGACCGCGGUGGCGGCCGCUGCGGACGCCACAGCUGCCGCGGGUGCCUCUUCGAACCGGCAGGGGACAGGCGGACGCGAGUGGGAAGGCGGGGCUUUCUCUUCAGCCUCCCGACAUCGCGAUCAAAACAGCGCAACAGGUUCGCGAAGCGCGCUCUAUUCUCGAAACGGCAGUCUGCGCGGGAAGAACAAUCACGCUCCGGAUCGCCGCAGCUGCGGCGAGAGCGAAAGGAGACGGGGGGCGGCUGGCGCGGGGGGGGCCCUCGCCGGCGGAGCCAAGACUGAAGCUGAAAAAAAUGCGCUCGUCUGCUUGCUCAGAGCGGCCGCCGACGCCCAAGCCAGGCUCCUUCUCUCCAGGCGGUGCAGGGAUGCCGUUCUGAGCGGUACCCAGCAGAGCGAGUGA
This is a messenger RNA of Besnoitia besnoiti, 7899 nucleotides long. RefSeq lists its product as uncharacterized. Gene Ontology annotation, cellular component: cytoplasm. Lineage: Eukaryota; Apicomplexa; Conoidasida; Eucoccidiorida; Sarcocystidae. The record is from RefSeq and is a predicted model, not a curated record. The coding region runs from base 1 to 7899 and encodes 2632 amino acids. Gene Ontology annotation, molecular function: zinc ion binding; peptide binding; metalloaminopeptidase activity. Gene Ontology annotation, biological process: peptide catabolic process. The transcript is spliced from 19 exons.